This is a messenger RNA of Musa acuminata AAA Group (dessert banana), 964 nucleotides long. Its product is annotated as Golgi SNAP receptor complex member 1-1. The transcript is spliced from 5 exons. Gene Ontology annotation, cellular component: Golgi membrane; SNARE complex; cis-Golgi network. Gene Ontology annotation, molecular function: SNAP receptor activity. The record is from RefSeq and is a predicted model, not a curated record. The coding region runs from base 143 to 802 and encodes 219 amino acids. Gene Ontology annotation, biological process: endoplasmic reticulum to Golgi vesicle-mediated transport; vesicle fusion. NCBI's taxonomy places the organism in Eukaryota, Viridiplantae, Streptophyta, Magnoliopsida, Zingiberales, Musaceae.
GACUCGUCUCCGCUCGUUCGCCCAUCGAUGUCUGACUCCCUAAUAAACGUGCUCGUCUGCGGAUCCUGAAGCAACCUCCCUCAAAGCCCUCACCUCCUUCCGUCUCCACAUCGAUCCCGAGUUCGAUCUCCAGGGGGCGAACAUGGAGGCGUCCUCGUGGGACGCCCUUCGGAAACAGGCAAGGAAGCUUGAAGCUCAGUUGGAUGAGCAGAUGACUUCAUAUCGUAGACUGGUUUCGGCAAAACCUGAUGGCUCAGCAAAUGAACUAGAAUCUGGAAUUGAACAUUUACUGAAGCAACUCCAGCAUGUCAAUUUGCAGAUGCAAACUUGGGUUUCUUCUGGGGGCUCACAGAUUAUUUCUCAUACAUUGACACGACAUAAAGAAAUUCUGCAAGAUCUUACUCAGGAGUUUUUCCGUCUUCGCUCGAGUCUUAGAGCAAAGCAAGAACGUGCUUCACUUCUUCUCGACUUUAGGGAUUUUGACAAGGCAAAAGUAGACAUGGAAGAGGGUGCUGAUUCUGUUGAGCAUGCUUUGCUUAAAGAACAAGCUACUAUAAGUAGAAGUUCAGGGCAGAUGGAUAAUGUAAUAUCUCAAGCACAAGCUACCCUAGGAUCACUUAUUUUUCAGCGCUCCACAUUUGGUGGGAUCAACACAAAGAUAAGCAAUGUUAGCAGCAGACUUCCUACGGUAAAUCAUAUCCUAUCAGCAAUUAAAAGGAAAAAGUCAAUGGACACCAUCAUCCUCUCCCUUGUUGCUUCUGUUUGUACAUUUAUGAUGUUGAUUUACUGGUUGUCAAAGUGACUUGCAUCUUAAAACUGAUGCCUAUGAAAGAUCUGCCUAUAUAUUAAGAACAUACUCAUGUCUCAGAGAACAUGCACCCUUUUGUAACUUGUGUUGUACUUCACCCUGUUCAUUUCUACUAUUAAUUGUCCUGCAGAAGAGCAGAGUGUGUGUUAUGGAACA